AUGUGGGUCCCGGUGAAGCACAAAUCCAGCGGAGGAAGAAGACCCAAGAGGAAAGUCUACCACAGAGUCCAUGAACUUGACAAAGUCAUGGACUUUCAGAAAAAGCCGGCCUUGAUUUUGCAGCUGAAAUCUAUUAUUCAGUCGCAAAAGCACCAAUCUCUCCUUCUCAGGGAUCUCGAGAAAGAAGUUGGGUUUGUUCAGAAAUGGAACUUCAUGGCUGCCAUAGAAAAAUAUCCUUCAAUCUUCUAUGUUGGUGGUGGUAACAGAACGCCCCCUUUUGUUACACUCGCUGAAAAAGCUAAAAAAGUUGCUAGAGAAGAAGCUGAAGCUAAGGAUUUGAUGGAACCCAUUUUGGUUAAAAACUUGAGGAAGCUGUUAAUGCUGUCAGUUGAUUGCCGGGUCCCUCUGGAAAACAUUGAAUUCAUUGAUUCCGAAUUGGGUUUGCCGAAUGAUUUCAAGAAAUCAUUGCUUCCAAAGUACCCUGAAAUUUUUUCGGUCAAGGAACUCAAUGGCAAACUUUAUCUUCAUUUGGAGAAUUGGGAUUCUUCAAUAGCAGUCACAGCUCGUGAGGAACAAUUAGGUGGUGAAGGGAUUUCAGCUCCUUCUGGAUUGGGAAACAAGGUUAGAAUAUCAAAAGAUGGUAACUUUCUAGGUCCCCAUGCAUUUAGAAUGAGUUUUCCUGCUGGUUUUAGGCCAAACACUAGCUAUCUUGAGCAACUUGAAAGGUGGCAGAAAAUGGAUUUCCCUUCCCCUUAUUUGAAUGCCAGGAGAUUUGACAUUGCUGAUCCGAAAGCCAGGAAGCGGGUGGUAGCGGUGCUCCAUGAGCUUCUCAGCUUGACAAUGCAGAAGAGGAUGACAUCUGCUCAAUUGGAUGCUUUUCACUCAGAGUAUUUCUUGCCCUCUAAAUUGCUGCUCUGUCUGAUAAAGCAUCCUGGCAUAUUUUACAUAACUAAUAAAGGUGCAAGGAGCACUGUGUUUCUUAAAGAAGCUUAUGAUGGGCUGAAUUUGAUAAACAAAUGUCCCCUUUUGUUGUUUAACGAUAAAUUUGUAGCACUUAGCGGUAGGAGAGAGAUCAAUUCAUGUAAAACCAUGCAUUCUCCAUAG
Molecule: messenger RNA, 1104 nt
Organism: Prunus armeniaca (apricot)
Lineage: Eukaryota; Viridiplantae; Streptophyta; Magnoliopsida; Rosales; Rosaceae
Source: the annotation of a GenBank genome assembly